AGUGCCAGUUUGUUUACCGCGGCCGCUUAGCUGUGUUGUCCGUUUCCGUGUGUCAUGUCGUCGUCCCGUCGUUGAUCGUCGCCGCAUCGGUGUGGCCUGACAAUCGCCUCUGUCGUGAUCGUUGAUCGUAUUGCUUUUAAUUCGUGGCGACCGUCUCGCUUGUCCUUACGAUAUUUUAUUUUCGUCCCGAUAUUCCCGUCCGUGGAACGGUUCGCUCGUCCCACUGCGUUUCGCAUUACGGCGAUAUCAACGUUGAAUCGCAGGAACCCAAUAAAAAUAUCCUGUCGUGUCGUCGAUUUCCCGUGUACCUGGUACAUACCUGAACGCCAGUUCCUCGGCACCGUGUACCGAAAGUGUUGCGUCGCUAUCUGUGGUCUCCGUCUGUGUUUUUAAAAUAUUCUUUCGUUUGCGGACCUCGAGACUUAUCGUACCCGGAUGACCGUCAAAGUGAGUGCUGUAAAAAUUGCUCUCCUAAUGUGCAGAUAAUUGAAUCACAAUGGUCGUGUUACCGGUAUUUGGGCUACUCAUAACUGUUGCAGUCCAGAGGAUAUACGGUGAAUGCGAGUUUCCUGCCCAAUGGUCCGGUCGAUGGUUUCAAUCUGGCGUGAACCAUUACAUCAAUAUAAAUACGACCACCAUCACAACCAAAGGAGAUUGCGUUCAAAACGUUAGUGACAAGUUUCUGAUCGAAGACAGGGAAGAAGACUGCAGAAGGUGCCUGGUGAUCACGGAAAAACACCAGAACGUGAUACAGUACAAAGAAAACGCAAUAUGCGAAAAACGCAGCCUCGACGAACUGUGCGGAGAGAUUACCAGUGACGCUCCGCUCUACUCGAUGUUCAGGGUAGAUGCCACUCCGAUCCCGUGCCCGUUUGAUGGGCUUCAAGCGCCGUUUCAUUUCUCGUAUAGCCGUGGUGGUUACACCGAAUGCAAGUCGCCGGUUUCAAAAGCCGAUUCGUGUACGUCAGACUCGAGGUUGAUGCUCAAGUUUCAAGCUUGCCCGGACGUCCAUAACACUGAGAGCACAGUCGAGGAACUCUUGUGUUUGGCCACGUGGAAAGACGGCUCAACGAAGUACAUGAUCGGUAAGCUGGAACACGCUCCUACGUCAUCAGACGAAGAAAAGUACCGGUGCUUUGUGGUGGGCAAAUCGAUUGGUGGUACGUUCGACAUGGCCCAAUCAGGUGAUGCGACGUGUAAUGGUAUGUCGUCGCCCACUGACGGGUCAAGAACGAUGAAGUUCGUCAGAGCUGAGAGCCACCACCACCACGGAGUUGGUUCGGGUUGCCGAUACCCAUCGUGGUUGACCGAACACCACACCUGGCACUCAUUGAACCACGGUCACGUUUACCAUUUCUCGCCAAGAAACGGCACGUUGCGGAAGAGCAUCCCAGGGGCUGGCCCGGACCACGACAUCCGCGCCGCGUGUUACAAGGUAAUCAACGUCACCGAUAACAAGGCGCUGAUCAUCACGCAUUACACUAUCGGCUGCCAAAGCGGAUAUGCGUGCAUGGGGUUUUAUCGCCGUGACAGCCAAGUUGUUGAGGUCCAAGAGAGUGAAAACCCGACGGAGAACGCAGACGACGCUUGUCGGCCAGACAACUUCCACUCGCAGCAGUUGACGUUCAGCACGUUAGUGCCUCCGGUGCCCAAAGGUCGCGAGUGUCCGUUCCUCGGCCGUUACGAGAUCAGCGGCGGACUGAACGCCGAAGACGUGGGCAAAGCGCUGGCCGCCAGCCGGCCCGGUAGCGAGAACAACCAAGACAAACCAUCGAUCCCGUGCAACCCACCCGGCAAACAGUACCUGACCAUCGGCUGCAAUUCGCCGGACACCAUGGAGUUCCAGUCGGAGUGCGGUACCAAGACCGUAGCUGCGUACACGUGCUACGGACACUGGAAGAACGAAAAUACCGGCGUCAACUACGUGAUAUCCACGCCACAGGGACGAUCGGCUACCAAUUCCAGACGAUACUGUUUCAUCAUGUCACAAGUGAACGGAAUGGCUCAGCAAAUGUUGCACAUCGCCUCGGUGAUGGAAUCGUGCCAUCCGCACCCGCUGGGUCGGCUACACUGGGCGUUUAACAUAACGCACCAAGGUGUGUGCAGUUCCGAAUCCAGCAGCGCCAUCGUUUCCGGCUUACCGGUCCUAGUCCUAUUUGCAGCCCUGCUGGCCGCCAUAGUCAAUCGCCGGUGAUCAUCGUCGUCGUCAGCAGUCGUGUCGGCCGGCCGGCCGCUAGACAUUUAGAGGAGGCUCGCGCCAAUGUUAAAACGAAAACCAAGACCACGUCGCUAAAAAAAAAAUAAAAAA
Messenger RNA from Myzus persicae (green peach aphid), 2308 nucleotides. RefSeq lists its product as uncharacterized. Bases 497 to 2194 code for a protein of 565 amino acids. NCBI's taxonomy places the organism in Eukaryota, Metazoa, Arthropoda, Insecta, Hemiptera, Aphididae. The record is from RefSeq and is a predicted model, not a curated record. The transcript has 13 exons.